Molecule: messenger RNA, 1026 nt
Organism: Lactuca sativa (garden lettuce)
Lineage: Eukaryota; Viridiplantae; Streptophyta; Magnoliopsida; Asterales; Asteraceae
Product: dehydration-responsive element-binding protein 1E
Biological process (GO): regulation of DNA-templated transcription
Molecular function (GO): DNA-binding transcription factor activity; DNA binding
Source: RefSeq, a predicted model, not a curated record
AUCCCAUGAUCCAACACAAAUUUAUAUAAACAGAUGACACUUCGAAUCAAGAUUCACUCACAGAAACAGUUUCAGUUUAAUUUCUACUUUAAAGAUUCAAAGAUUCCAUGGAGAUGAACAGUUAUAACAACGUUAACGGGUAUAAUUAUGAUGGAUAUGGGUAUGGAAAUGGAUAUGGAUAUGGAUGUGGAUAUGGAUAUGGGUCGAGUCCACCGGAGAUGGAAGGAGGAGGGGAGUCGUCGGGGACGUCGGAGGAGGUGAUGCUGGCGUCUAGUCAUCCCAAGAAGCGUGCCGGAAGGAAGAAGGUUCAGGAGACGAGGCACCCGGUGUACAGGGGAGUGAGGCAGCGGAGCUCCGGGAAGUGGGUUUGUGAAGUGAGAGAGCCGUAUAAGCAGUCGAGGAUAUGGUUGGGGACUUUUCCGACGGCGGAGAUGGCUGCCAGAGCUCAUGAUGUGGCGGCGUUGGCGUUGAGAGGGAGGUCGGCUUGUUUGAACUUUGCGGAUUCUGCUUGGAGGCUUCCGACUCCGGCGUCAUUGGAUCCAAAUGAUAUUAGGAAGGCGGCGGUGGAGGCGGCGGAGAGAUUCCGGCAGAGUGAGGAUGGGAAUGGUGAUCAAUCGGCGGAGGGAGUGGGGGUGGAGAUGGGUUAUGGAGGAAAUGUCGGAUAUAUAGAUGAAGAGGAGGAGUUUGGAAUGCCGGGGUUGAUUGUGAAUAUGGCGGAGGGAAUGAUGCUGCCGCCUCCGCCGUCGUACGCCGGUGGUGAGGAAGCGGAGUAUGGCGGUGACAUGUCGUUGUGGAGUUACUGACUUAAAUUCCCCUUUUUGUGUGUGUGUGUGUGUUGGGGAGCUUCAAGUAUGAAAAAAGGAUGGAUUUAGAAAUAUUCCGUGCUUAUAUUGUGUUUUUUUUAGAAAUAUGUACGGAUAUUAGAAACAUAUACAAAGAGUGAAAUAGUGUGAUGAUUAUAAAUAUAUUUCAAUGUAUGGUUCCUUAAAAAAAUGUCAUAUUGGAAAUCAUAUGUUUCAGUUUUGA